Molecule: messenger RNA, 663 nt
Organism: Alnus glutinosa
Lineage: Eukaryota; Viridiplantae; Streptophyta; Magnoliopsida; Fagales; Betulaceae
Product: nuclear transcription factor Y subunit B-4-like
Exons: 1
Coding region: 74-562 (162 amino acids)
Biological process (GO): regulation of transcription by RNA polymerase II
Cellular component (GO): CCAAT-binding factor complex; nucleus
Molecular function (GO): protein heterodimerization activity; DNA-binding transcription activator activity, RNA polymerase II-specific; RNA polymerase II cis-regulatory region sequence-specific DNA binding
Source: RefSeq, a predicted model, not a curated record
UAUAGCAGCCAGACUUGGGGAAAGCAACGUGUCUGUGUUUGAGAGGAUCAAAUUAAGUCUCUUCUUUAUAGAGAUGGCCAAUAAUUCAGUCAGGGAAGGGUUUAAGUACCAUUUGGAUGAUCAUGAAGAUGGGCAGCUGAUGAAAGAGCAAGAUCGGCUGCUUCCGAUAGCUAAUGUGGGGCGGAUCAUGAAGCAGAUUCUGCCUCCAAACGCAAAAAUCUCCAAAGAAGCCAAGGAAACCAUGCAAGAGUGUGCGUCGGAGUUCAUAAGCUUUGUCACAGGAGAAGCUUCGGACAAGUGUCAUAAGGAGAAGCGCAAGACAGUGAACGGGGAUGAUAUUUGCUGGGCUAUGGCAACUCUAGGUUUUGAUGACUAUGCCGACCCAUUGAAGAAGUAUUUGCAAAGGUAUAGGGAGUUGGAAGGGGAGAGAGCUCAACAAGGUAAGGCAAGCAGCUGCAAUGAAGAAAAGAUUAAUGAAACAUCAAACGUUGUUCCGACCACUCCCUUAAAGUUCAAUGUGAUUGAAAGGAGUAAUAGCUCUCUGUGCGCCAGGCGAUUUUGAAAGAUAUAUAUAAAGCAUGGUAAUAAUUUCUAGUCUUGUAUUAAUUAACAUUUUGACCAUGUUUUGUAGACAUAAUUAAUCAUAUACUAGGUGGGUUACCA